UAUGCUUGCUCCUCCGGUAGCCGCUCCAUAUGCUUUUUGUUCCUCCCUAGCCCACUGAUGAGUCAGUGGAAAGGGCAAAGGGCCACUAAAAUUGGGGCUGAUGCCUUUUCUGUUCCGAGAAGACCUGCUGCGGCACUCGAUGGACGUCUCCAAUUCGAUCCCAUCCUUGGCGGAGUCUCCGGAUCUCGUCCGACGACCAUUGGCGCCGGCUCUGGUAUCGGCCCCGCCGGCCGUCUAGAAGCUUCCUGUUCUUCUUGAUCUGGAGUAGCCGCCCGAGUCAAUAGUCAUUCCUCUUUCUCCAUCUCUCCUUUUCGUCCUUUGUUUAGCCUUAUUACUUUUUCUCUGCUCCACUCGGUGCCGAUUUCGGCCAUGGCGGUUUUAUACUCGGAUCUGGCUCUCUCUCUCUCUCGCUCGCUCUCUCUCUCGCUCUCUCUCUCUCUCUCUCUCCUUCCCUCUCUCUCUCUCCGUAGCUGUUGCCAGAUCUUGUGCAAGUUCUUUCUUCCUGGGAUCUCUAUUCUAGAGCUCUGCUAGGGCAGCUCUUCCUUCAAAAGAAAACCCUCGCAGCUCAACCCUGCUCUGCUCUGCUGGUAGAGCGAGUCGAAGAAGCCGUCGCCUCUCCGAGAUCGCAUCGGUGAUGGAGCAGUGGCGCAUGAAUCGGGUCAUGAGCUUCGGGAUAUCGGACGUGGCGCUGGAGUGCGUGAUGGGGUACAUCGACGACCCCCGCGACCGGGAGGCCGUCUCCCUGGUGUGCAAGAAGUGGUACCACAUCGACGCCAUCAGCCGCAAGCACAUCACCAUCGCCAUCUGCUACUCCACCAGCCCCGGCCGGCUCCGGCGGCGCUUCCCCCGCCUCGAGUCCCUCAAGAUCAAGGGCAAGCCCCGGGCGGCCAUGUUCAAUCUCACACCCGAAGACUGGGGCGGCUACGCCGGCCCCUGGGUCGGCGAGAUCGCCGACACUUUCAACUGCCUUAAGGCCCUCCACUUCCGCCGGAUGAUCGUGAAAGACGCCGAUAUCGGUGUCCUGGUCAAGGCCAGGGGCCACAUGCUCCAGGCGCUCAAGCUCGAUAAGUGCUCGGGGUUCUCCACCGAUGGCCUCUUGCUUGUUGCCCGCUCUUGCAGAUGCCUUAGAACCUUAUUUUUGGAAGAAAGCUCUGUUACUGAGAAUGAUGGUGAAUGGCUUCAUGAGCUUGCUGUCAAUAAUUCCGUGCUUGAGACUUUGAAUUUCUAUAUGACGGAGCUUAGAAUCUCGCCGCAAGACCUUGAGCUACUAGCCAGGAACUGCCGGUCAUUGAUUUCUCUGAAGAUCAGUGACUGUGAUGUCUCUGAUCUAGUUGGUUUUUUCCGCACAGCAACAGCACUUGAAGAAUUCGGUGGGGGCUCAUUUAAUGAUCAAGCUGGAGAAAUCAACAGGUACGAGAGGGUUCGCUUUCCUCCCAGGCUAUGCUGCUUGGGACUCCUUUAUAUGGGGAUGAAUGAAAUGCACAUAAUAUUUCCAUUUGCCGCUUCACUCAAGAAGCUAGACCUGCAGUAUACUUUCCUCAGCACUGAAGACCAUUGUCAGCUGAUUCAGCGGUGUCCCAAUCUCGAAAUUCUUGAGGUGAGAAACGUGAUUGGAGACCGAGGAUUGGAAGUUGUUGCUCAGACAUGCAAGAAACUACGCAGGCUCAGAAUAGAGCGAGGGGAUGAUGAACAAGGCCUGGAGGAUGAACAUGGUAGAGUUUCACAGAUAGGGCUGUCAACUCUAGCUCAGGGCUGCCUUGAACUGGAAUACCUCGCGGUAUAUGUAUCCGAUAUCACUAAUGCAGCUCUGGAAUCUAUUGGCACUUUCAGUAAAAACCUCUCUGAUUUUCGGCUUGUCCUGCUUGAUAGAGAAGAAAGGAUAACAGAGUUACCCCUUGACAAUGGGGUUCGUGCUUUGUUGAGAGGUUGCACCAAGAUUAGAAGGUUUGGUUUUUAUCUGAGACCUGGAGGUCUUUCAGAUAUGGGUCUUGGUUACAUUGGCCAGAACAGUAGUAAUAUCAGGUAUAUGCUCCUGGGUAAUGUUGGGGAAUCUGAUCUUGGACUUCUGCAAUUCUCAAGGGGUUGCCCAAACCUGCAGAAGCUGGAAUUGAGGAGCUGUUGCUUUAGUGAGCGUGCCUUGGCCCUAGCAGUAUUGCAGCUUCCUUCAUUGAGAUACUUAUGGGUGCAUGGAUACAAGGCAUCACCAACUGGCAGUGACCUUAUGGACAUGGCCCGCCCCUUCUGGAACAUAGAAUUCAUCCCCCCUAGACAAUGUAUCGCUUCUCAUGAAUUUGAAGACAGGCGGGGUGGUGUAGAGAGUCCGGCUCAGAUACUUGCAUACUACUCCCUUUCUGGAAGGAGGACAGAUUACCCAGAAUCUGUGAUUCCUUUGUAUCCACCAGCAUGACUGUACAUGUGUCCUCUUUUUUUUUAAGCACUUUUUUGCUGCAUUCCCUUUUCUGCUGUAACUGCCGUAAUAUCUGAGUGAUGAACGUGUCUAUAUGUCUUGUUUGUAUCGUUUUGAAAAUUUAAGCCGUGAGUUAAUGAGUUGUGAACUACUUUCUGUAAUCAAAUGAAUUUUAGUCAAAAUCAC
Molecule: messenger RNA, 2593 nt
Organism: Phoenix dactylifera (date palm)
Lineage: Eukaryota; Viridiplantae; Streptophyta; Magnoliopsida; Arecales; Arecaceae
Product: coronatine-insensitive protein homolog 1a-like
Source: RefSeq, a predicted model, not a curated record